This is a messenger RNA of Phanerochaete carnosa HHB-10118-sp, 1452 nucleotides long. RefSeq lists its product as uncharacterized. The transcript has 3 exons. Lineage: Eukaryota; Fungi; Basidiomycota; Agaricomycetes; Polyporales; Phanerochaetaceae. The coding region runs from base 1 to 1452 and encodes 483 amino acids. The record is from RefSeq and is a predicted model, not a curated record.
AUGACCUGCAUCGGCUGCGGCAACCCGCAUCCCUACGGCACCCAACACACGUCGCCCACGACCCAGAAUGCCUACACCCGUUCGAUGCCCAUGACCCACCAUGCCCCUCCGCCCCACCACUUGCCGCACGAGCACGAGCACCAGCAGUACUUCAUCUCGCCGCGUUUCGCGGCCCAGCACGAAGGGCCACAGCGCCAACGCCGCUCGUUGCCUCCACUCCCACCGCUCGCACCCCCCGCGCGGUACCACGGCUCGCUGCCGAACUCGCGCAACCCGAGCCCGUCGCAGAGCCCGACGAUCCUUGGUCCGCUCACACUCAACCUCAAACCGGCCGUGCCGAGCUACCCACUGCUCACGCCCUCAGGCCACGCGCUUAGCGCUGGCGGACGCGUGCGCAACAUCUCGGCCGACCCUAGCGCGCCGUGCAUCAUGUACUGGCCCGGUAACGAGCCCCUGCCCGAGAGAGGACAGAUCCGCCCGUCGGGGUCUGCAGUCAUUCAGUACCCGCCCGUCGUCAACACCGGCAACAAGGGCGCCGCUGAGAAGCAGCCCGGCGACUGGGUCUGCUCCAAGUGCCACUAUCUGAACUGGCGCCGCCGCAAGGUCUGCCAGACCUACGCGGAGGGCAACGGCGACUCCAUCUCGCAGGCCGUGCAGGCUGAGCGCAUCGCGCUCCUCACGAACCUGCUCGACCAGACGGAAGACACGCUCCAGCACACGCUCCAGCGCCGCGCGUCGGCGCCUCUCAACUCGGUGAGCUCCAUGAUGCAUAACAGCGCGUCGCCCUUCCCGUCCCGGCUCCCUCGCCACGCGCAGCUCACCAGCCUCGGCAACCAUUUCAACUGCGGUCCCGCUGCCGCCAGCCCGCUGCCCGCAUCGCGCUCGCGCUCGCAGCUAGAUCUCCACAUGCAGUACCAACAGCACCAGCAACUCCGGCAGCAAUGCGAGGCCGCCGCAGUGCGGCAGUACUCGCACGGCAUGGCACAGCGCCCGAUAUACCAGACGUCAGCGCACCACACCUCGCGCAGCUCGAGCCCGACACGCUCGUCGUACGGCGGCUGCUUGUCACGCGUGCCCAGCCCGACGGCGGCGUUCCUGCCGUCGUGUCUGCAGGACGUCAUCCACGCCGCGUCGCCCGUGCACUCGUCGCCCGCGACGUCGACGUCGAGCGCGGACCUGUCCUUCGACGACGGCGCGUACGACUUGGGCUUCGACGUCCCUGGCGGCGCGGAGACGGAGCCGCGGUUCCGCGCGCCCGGCGGCGCAACGCGCGCAAGCGCCGGCCGUCGCGUCUACGGCGCCCACCCGAGCGGGAGCACGAGCCAGGAGAGCAUCUGGAAGAUGGACGGCGAGGAGAGCAAGACGCUCCGGCCGUACGCACCCAUCCACAGCGAAUGCUUCGCGGAGCUCGCCGGACGCCUCGCGAGUGGGCUGUCGCUCGUGACGGCUUGA